Camarhynchus parvulus is the source of this 746-nucleotide messenger RNA. It is a transcript of the gene PGPEP1L, whose product is annotated as pyroglutamyl-peptidase I like. Gene Ontology annotation, cellular component: cytosol. Gene Ontology annotation, biological process: proteolysis. Gene Ontology annotation, molecular function: pyroglutamyl-peptidase activity. The record is from RefSeq and is a predicted model, not a curated record. NCBI's taxonomy places the organism in Eukaryota, Metazoa, Chordata, Aves, Passeriformes, Thraupidae.
AUGGGCAGAACUAGUCUGGCUUGCUCCAGCCGUCUGCAGAUGAGCUGGAUGGGAGUGCAGGAGAGGGCAAGAGGUUUUGGUCCCUUCAGACAAUACCUGGUUAAUUCUAGCUGGGAAGCAGUGAAGGAGCUGUCCAAGAGAGACCUUGGUGAAAACAUUGAUCUCCAGAUCAUGCAGCUGCCAGUGGUUUACCGAAAAGCAAAGGAGCAAGUCUGCAAGAUAUGGACAACCCUUCAGCCACUGCUUACAGUUCAUGUUGGGCUGGCUUCGUCCACCACAGCACUCAUCAUCCUGGAGCAGUGUGGGAAGAACAAAGGCUACCAGGAGAGGGAUGUGUGUGGCUUUCACCCAGAAGGUGCCUGCUGCGUGCUAGAUGGCCCAGAAAAGAUUGAAUCUACAAUUAAUAUGAAGAGUCUCUGGAAAAAUGUCUCAGUGGAAGGGAUUGAUAUCAUCCUUUCCAGAGAUGCAGGAAGGUACAUCUGUGAUUACACCUACUACACUUCUCUGUAUUAUGGCAAUGGAAGAGCUGCUUUCAUCCACGUCCCUCCAUUAUCUGAGUCGGUAACAGCAGAAUUUCUAGGAAAAGCAUUACAGACCAUUAUCUUAGCAAUGUUAGAACAGUGUGGGGAACAAAGAGAGAUGGAUCACAGAGGGAAAAAAUGAGGAUUUCUUAGAAUGCAAUUCCUUACCUCUGAAAUGAAGCAGAUUUAAAGAUUAUUUAAAACCCACACACAAAGGAUUUUAUA